Messenger RNA from Linderina pennispora, 546 nucleotides. RefSeq lists its product as uncharacterized. Lineage: Eukaryota; Fungi; Kickxellomycota; Kickxellomycetes; Kickxellales; Kickxellaceae. Bases 156 to 455 code for a protein of 99 amino acids. The record is from RefSeq and is a predicted model, not a curated record. The transcript has a single exon.
AUGAACCGGCAAUAGAACUGUGAAAAGGAUCGACAUCGCCAGGAGCCGCACACUUCCAAUUGCCCAAACUAAUCUCCUAGCCCACCAAAACUGUUUGUUAUUUUUGAGCUAUCUUUGGAGCACAGUGCUAUGGUAAAGGCGUCCAUUUCCAAACAAUGGCAGCCCGCGGUCUGGCAGUCGCCUCCUUUCUGCGCCUUUGCCGGAACACUGGCACUGUGCACCGCGCCUCCUCAGCGUCCGCAGGAACAACAAUAAUAUUGUUGUUGAUCGCAGGUAGAAAGGAAUGGAGGGGUUGCCAAUGGCAUUCGUCCAUUUUUAUGCAAGCUAAUAGAUGGGGAUAUAAGCGGUAUAACCGCCCCUGCGUUCGCUGCGAACGGCACCAGCACACGCGGCUCCUGCUCACCUCCCCAAGCAAGCUAAAUCGAAGCUUCGGAUCACCCACAGAACCAGAUUAGCGCAGACCACCAACAGAGUGUGAGAAAAGAGGUGGCCUGGCAGGACCACAGCCGAGAUCCGGAAAGCAAAGGCGCCAGUGUUUGUUGGGCA